AGCCUUAAACAUGUUUGAUUCCUCUCUCCCAACCUCCAACACCAACAAAUACCAACAAUAUUAACAAGCAAAUAGAGCCUAAAUUAAACUUAGAGGAGGAAGUCAUGAAGAUUGAUGCAUUUGAUGAAGUUGUGAUAAUGAAGAGGUCAGUGAAGGAGAUUAAUUUUGGGGGUUUGGAGGAGAAGAAGAAGGCUGCGAUGGAGAUCAAGAGAUUGGCGAAGGGUGACGAUAAGACGAGGAGGGCGCUGGCCGAGCUCGGGGUGAUACCGCCAUUGGUGGCGAUGGCGGUCGAGUCGGAGGUUGAUGCUUGUAAGAUGUUGGCUGUUGAGGCCUUGGUUGAGUUGGCUAAUGGUUCUUUCAGGAACAAGAAGCUGAUAGUGGAAGCAGGACUCCUAAAAAAAUUGCCUCGACUAAUUCACACCCAGUCCCUCAUAUCCAAUCAUCAAUUCACUCACCUCCUAUUCUCAAUCUCUUCCCUAGCAAAAACUCCAUUUCCUCUCUCAUCAUUCCACAUCCUCCCUUUCCUCCUCAAAAUCCUAGACUCAAAAGAAAACGAUGACGAAACAAAGCUAACAUGCCUCUCAACUCUACAUAACCUAUCAGCAAAGCUAGAAAACGUCAAGCACAUCGCCACACCCAACACGGUACAAGCUCUCUUAACCUCGUCAUCGAACAAAGCAGUAUCAGAGCAAGCGUUAGCAACACUUAGUAAUUUAAUAGCCACCACAAUUGGCAAAAAGGCAAUUGGAGAUGAUCCCUUGGUCCCUAAAAUCUUCAUCGAUGUAUUGACAUGGGAUGAUAAGCCAAAAUGCCAAGAACUCUCAGUGUAUUUGCUUAUGACCAUUGCGCAUAAAUGCAUAAUGGAAAGACAAAAGAUGAUAAGCCUAGGGAUCGUGCCCGUGCUUCUUGAAUUAGCUUUGUUAGGGAGCUCGCUAGCGCGAAAAAGAGCGCUUAAGUUGUUGGAGUGGCUCAAGCAUGAGGAAGAUAAGAGAAUUGGAGUGCAUUCAGGACCUCAAGCGCGAAGGCUUGAGAUAUUGAGCGGUUGUGUUGAUGAAGGGGAAAUAGAAGAGAACAAAAGAAAUGUGAAGAAAUUAGUGAAGCAAAGUCUCGAUAAAAAUAUGGAAUUGAUUAUGAGGAGAGCUAAGGGGGCUGAGGGUUGCUCCGGUGUUAAGGUUUUGGUGGCAACGUCUAGCUCGAAGAGCUUGCCUUAUUGAUUUUUUUUUCGUUUGUUUGUUUGUUUUUUUUUCUGUAUAUAAUUGAUG
Asparagus officinalis (garden asparagus) is the source of this 1262-nucleotide messenger RNA. RefSeq lists its product as uncharacterized. The record is from RefSeq and is a predicted model, not a curated record. NCBI's taxonomy places the organism in Eukaryota, Viridiplantae, Streptophyta, Magnoliopsida, Asparagales, Asparagaceae. Bases 105 to 1214 code for a protein of 369 amino acids. The transcript is spliced from 2 exons.